UAUAAGGCAAACGGACGUAUAGUACAAUACACCUGCAUACAAUAGCUCCGUAGUUUAGUAUAGUGCAGUUCCCAGCAUCUGACGCGCGGCCUCCUCUCGCGUGUUUACCAAACCGUGUAAAUAAUGAUUGCGAAGGUGCUAAUCAGUGCUAAAAUACGUGGUGCAGAAACUAGUCUUUGCAAAAUCCUUAGAAAUCUUAGCGUUAAUUUAAUAGAAUACUGAAUUCUAAUGCAAAUUGAGUGUUUAAGUGAAUAUCAUUUAUUUGUAGACGUUGAAUGAUUUUUAAUGGUAACAGUUUUCCCUUUGAGCGAUCAUGGCGCCAUCAAGCGGCGACCACGUGUACUUAUGCAUUACACGUCAAAGUCACCAGACCGAGAAACCUACGAGUCUACUAACUUUAGCUACUCGGCUGAACCUGGGGAUGUUAUCGCUACAACAAAAGAAGAAGAGUGGGUGACACGCAAGACGAGCGAGGUGACGACCACCCGGCAGAUCGCGACGCGGGUGAAGCGGGAACUGGUGCUUGAAGAUGGCCGCAUCCUCCUCGACUCCGGACCAAAGAUAUCUACUUCUGUCAAUGAGGAUACACACACUACGAACUUUCAACAGACCGAGCAUCGAGUACCUGAUGAACAAAAUGGCGAAGAAGAUACGAAAACCAACGGCGGUGUACAUAUCGAAGCGGCAGAGGGAGCCACCGAAUUGCCACAGGAUGAACUGGCACCGAAUACUAGUGGAGAGGUAGCGCCAUCUGGUGGCAAAGUGUUGGUGUCGUCCCGCGUGGUCGCCAAUCCGGAGGGCAAGGUGCGCGAGAGUCAUGACCUGAAAGUACUCACGAGGAACGUCACCGAGCGAGUACGAGAGACGGAAGAGCGGUUCCAUCAUGGCGACACUACACAUGACGCGCUGAUAGCGGCAGUAAACGAGACGCCGGAGGAGGACAUCCGCGAUGCUCUGAAGCAGCAGACGGAGCAGCUGGCGCUGGUGCCGCGCGGCCCGGAGCUCGUCAAAGACACCGUCGCGUACAAUACCACUAUCAAGACUGAUGACACCAAGGAACUGCGUGCACUGCGUCCGGACGGGACGCUGGUGACGGAGACGCGGCAUACCAGGGAGGAGGAACGGCUCUGCGACGAGGACUUGCCCGAACAAGAGGCCGGUGGCAUAGCGAGCGACGAGAGUGUAGUCGAGGAGCGCGGCGGUACGGAGAAACGCCGACGCGAGGACCUGGAGCGCAGCACCGACCUGAUGGCGGGCGGUCUGCGCCUCGCCACACAGAUACACUCCAGAACACGCACCGAAGAAGUUGAACGAGAAGGACAACCAAACAUGGACGACGAUUGGGAUAGUUUAUCGGUGAGAUUGCGACGCCAGCGCCGCCUACGUUUGAACGGUGAGCAAAAAUGUGUAAUAAAUCAUCGGUUUUUUGUUUUCAGAGGUCAAUUUUCGAGUACACUCGGUCGAUUCAGCCACUCAACGAGCCGCUUGAAUCCGAACAGUGAGGCCGAGGAGGAGUACUCGCGCAGCGCGCAGACUUUGCCGCGGAAACUCCACGAGCGCAAAGAAAAACCCACCGAAAAGCCGACAACAAACAAAUAUUGGAAUCGCCUCUCGUCUAACAAGCGAUCAACAAGUGCCAUCAAUAUAUCGAAUAAUCACGUGCCACCGCCGCAAGAGGUCAAAAUCAACGGUUACCCGCCUGGUCCGGCGAAACCGGCGCGGACCUACAAAGGUCUGAAUAGGAGCAAGAGUUUUGCUAUGGGCGCUCCUGAACAGGAGACGCAUCCACGUUACGUCACAGGCAUGAGUCGCAACUACUCCACGAUGUACAAAUCGAAUCCGCAUUUGAGUAAACUGGACGAGACUCCAGAACAACUCAAGAGUCCCGGUAUUGUGUCUAUCAUAAACAGAAGUCAGCGGGAUCUCGCUGACGCCGUCUCUCGUGAGACUGAACGCAGACGUGAUGGCUUGUUCGGAGCUAGAUACGGUAAAACUACACCGAUUAGUAACGGUCACACGAACGGCUAUAAUAAAUCCUACGAGGAAACCGAUAAGAAGAAAAUUUUCCUUAAAGGACUUCGCGAACGUGCUCCAGAUCUGUAUCAAACGUUACACGCCGACGAUGAAUCAGACGGAAGCAGAUUAUCGUCGAGAUAUGGGACCCCCUCCCCGCAUUACAAGGAGCGAAUAUCGGAGGAGCGAAAAAUCCCGCUUUACAAAACUGAAUCAUUGAACAGAGAAUCGAGUCCUUUCGUAUCGAGAUUGGAAACAAGAUUAAAAUCACCGGCAAUAAGGAGAGGGAGCAAUAGCAGCGAUAACUUCUCUGAAACGUACAGGUACACGACACGAUCGGGUGACCCGGAACGACCGAGUGUGACGGAUACCGUCGAGACUGUUAGUAAGAAAAUAGUACCGUCAAGAGAUGGUCGGUCCAAAGAGAUCAUAGAAUCUCGGGAAGUGAAUUCGGUUACAAAGAGCAGGGGUUAUAAGGGGGAACCGAUUUCCAGCGUUAAAUACUACGAUAAUGGAAUACGUGCCUCACCGCCUGGCUUUGAACACAAGAAUGGAUCGGCGCCUCUGUAUUCGGAACGAAGGAGUAGCAACUACAAGGUGAUAGAGAAGAUAAGAGAUUAUUAGUUACGUAUUUUUAUAAUCGUAACAUUAAUUGCCAUAAACACAACGUACUUUAUUGAUUUAAAAGUAUCAGAACAAAAUGCACAAGCGUAUUUUCAAUGCUCUAUGUUAUUAACAUUGUUGGAGAAAUAAUAUUAAAAAUUACUUUAACAUAGAUUUUGUUAAAUUAAUAGAUCGCUUUUCAUGUAAAAAGUCAUAUAGCUUUACUAAUUUUAUUUUUCUUAACAUAAAUAAUUGAUUUAAAUCCGUCCGUUUUAAGAUUUUUUUAAAAUCUAUCUUAAUGUUAAGUCUAUUUUUAAGACACGUUGAUUUGUAAUAUAAACUUACAUUUAUAUAACAUUUUUAAAUGUAUGUCAAAUAAGAAUUAUAAUAAAAUGUAUUCAAGAAAAAUAUAAUGUGUUAAUAUGCACUAA
Papilio polytes (common Mormon) is the source of this 3047-nucleotide messenger RNA. RefSeq lists its product as uncharacterized. The record is from RefSeq and is a predicted model, not a curated record. The transcript has 11 exons. Lineage: Eukaryota; Metazoa; Arthropoda; Insecta; Lepidoptera; Papilionidae. Bases 286 to 2637 code for a protein of 783 amino acids.